UCUCAUUUCAAAAUGGCGUCAAACGAUGAAUAUUUUGUCGGAAGGAGAAGUGAACUAAGUAAAUUAGAUGAGGAAUGGAGGGAUAACAGAAUAUUUGGAAUAUACGGUCUUCGAGCCAUCGGGAAAUCUUCCCUUGUAGCCGAGUUUAUUAAGACUAGGGGAAUACCAGCAAUCUUUUGUGAAUGUUCAACUGCACAAACACAAGGGUCGCUUACCUCAUUGGUGUGUUCAAAAUUAGGACUAGAACCUGAUACAAAUUUGGCUGAAUCCGACGCAUGGAUUGAACACAUUUGCGAAGCUCUUCAAGAGCACGAUUCAGACAUCACUGUAGUAUUCGACAAUGCUGAAGACACGAUAGAAAGUCCUGCAAGUGACAUAUUCUUAAAACUGUGUGAUGCCCUUGUCGAACACUGCCCUAAUGUCAAAACUAUUAUCAGUUCUACAACAAAAGUGAUUUUUCCGAAACUUAGUCAAGUUUAUUUUUCACUGGAACUCACCCCUCUCCGGCCAAAAGAAUCCUUGGAGUUAUUCACAGUUGCUGCCCCUGGUGUUGAUCUGGGGUCCUAUGCAGAUGCGAUUUUAGAACUAUGUGAAGGUUUGCCGUUGCUUAUCCUGCUGAUAGCAGCUGAACUCCAAGGCGACGGAGGCUUCAUCACACCUGCCGACAUGGUGGAGUUACUUCUAGAGUGUCGCCUUGAAACUGUCAGCAACAGUUUGUCUUACCCUAACGUAGGCGAGCCGGGUUCGAGUCCUGCCCUGGGCGCAUAUGAAGUUUACCGAAAGUUUAUCUUGAGACUAAAGGAAGUCUACAGAGAUAAUCUGGUAACCCUCGACUACAUACCCGGAUCUUUCACUGCAUAUCAUGCCAAGGAAAUGCUUGGGAUGGACUCAGAAGCACGCACAAAAGCCUUUGCUUUGAGACCAAUUCGAGUGAGGCAUGUUUUGAACUAUGACACCAGCGAUCAGCGAUUCAAUAUCCAAGGAAUUCUGAGAGAAGUUAUCAGAGCAAACUUUGCUAUCAAGAAUCUCGAAGAAAUACGUUCGAGAUACAGCAAAUUAUUCAGCAGAGUUAUGAAAGACAUCGCGCACCGGAUGGGUACGUGCGAAUAUACUAAGGCAAUAGCUGACUUUGCAGUGGAGCAGCCAAACCUGAGAAAAUUCUUGCACGAGGUUCACCACACAAAGCAGGACAACUACAAGUUCUUCAUAGAAGUAGCUACAUCGUGUACCGAUCUUAUUGAAAAGUUUAUGGCAGAGGAGAGUGAUACAUUCUACGAAGGGUGCCUUCAAUUGGCAGACAUGUAUGGAGAGGUAAAGGACAAAGCGACUGUUCAUGUAGCUGUGGGCAGCGUGGAGACACUGACGAAGGGAAAUCUGCAAAAAGGAGAACACAACUAUAUGCAAGCAUUACGAGUUCUUGGGAAAUCUGAGAAGUCGUAUGAGGUCGCAGUUUUGCUUAAGAAACUUGGAUGGAACAUUUUCAAACAAGGGUUCUGUGAACAAGCGAUUGGGUAUUACCAGAAGUCUUUGGACAUUUCCCAGCUAGGAGGACAUGAAUACGAGUCUCUAACAUUGGAAAAUCUUAGUGGAAUGGCGACAGCAUUUGUUGUUCUUGGAGAGUUUGAUACGGCAGAGAAGUACCAUUACUGCUGCCUAAAACGAAGUGAAAGAUUGCAAGGUAGAGUUAGCCCCAAAGUUGGAAGCACCAUAAACAACAUGGGACUUCUGUAUGAUCAGAAAGGAGAUCAUGUUAAAGCACUUGAACUCUUUCAAGAAGGUUUGGAUAUCAAGCGUAAAUGCCAGGCUGCUCCAAUAUCGGUUGUGUACUCUUUGAGCAAUGUUGCGAAUAGUUUAAACGGAAUUGGAAAAUUUGCAGAAGCCCAUGCACAUGUCGAUGAAGCCUUUGAUAUUCUUCAUAAUCAGAAAGUGCCAAUGCUAGACGGACUGUCGCUCAUGUACAACACGAGAGGAAAAAUUUUCGCAAACGAAGAAAGGUGGGGAAACGCAUGUUUUUCGUUUGCCAAGACGGUUGAACUGUCUCGAAAGAUUGAGCAAAAGAGUUAUAUCUUCAUGAAAAGACUGGUAAAUCUUGCCGAGGUACAAGAAAAGAAUGGACUUUACAAUGAAAGUCUGAACACGGCAAAAGAAGCUCUACAACUUGAAAAUGAGACAAACAAAUUGCUAGAUCAUAAUACUAUUGUCACGGAAUGUUUGCAAUGCAUGACUCGAGUUUAUGCGACUAUCAAGGAUGAUGAUAAUUUCAUCAAAUCUUUGUACUCUCUUGAAAAGGAGUGUAUGAGGCGUGAAAAAGUGUGCCGAAAGUACAAUAACAACCUGUGGAUGGACAAAGCCAAUGCUGUACUUUCGGACGUGCAUAACCGACUAAAAAGUCGAAACAUAAACGUCGUCGUAGCCGUAUAGAAGAAUUAUGGCGAAGAAAUGUGCAUACACAACAGUGUUUCUAAGGGCAUUACCUUCAGUAUUUCACAUAUUGUUGCAUAGGAGUACCCACAUAUAUCUACCAUUUCGCUAUAAUAACUGAAUGAAAUCUUACUUGCUUAAAUAAAUUUACACUCACAAGAAAACGGAAACCAUGGCUUAGCGCGUGUCAAACUGGUGUUGAAUUUAUUUGUCAGCAAAAACAUUUAAAACAAAACUCGCAACAGAAACCAUUUAGAAGGGAUAAGUGCACGUUCUUUAAUGUCGGACUUCAUGUAUUUGUAAUUCAUUAUGGCGGAUAGCGUUCGUGUUGCUAUUGAAAAUUGUUUGAGAAUAAUAGAAAUCAGAAUCAGCCAAAUAUGUGCACCACAAGAUCGAGAGGAUACGGAUGCCACAGUAAACAAAAGACAGCAGUGUCACUAUCUUUAUUAUGAAUCAAACGAACUACAUAGAUAAAGUUUACAGAUAACUCGUCAAUAUAAUGCAAUACUGAAAUCUUGAAAACAUCCUACAUGAUCAGUUCUAAAAUGAUAUUUUGAAUGAACUGUCACAGAUGAACAGAUGAAAUUCAGUUAAUAUCCAAAUAGUUCGAUUGACAGCUUUUGCAUAUCUUGCUUAAAAUUCACAAAUUAUUUACCAGUCGGAUACCCGGGCCGAUCAAUAGUAUUGAAAGAUGUCUAAUAAUAUAAUUUAAAAAAAAUAUACUGGAUAUUCUAUUAUUUUAUACUGUUAAUCGUUGUAUAGUUUAUAGUGGAUUUGUUGAUGUAUAAGUUGCAUUGAACAUCGAAUAUUUCUAGGCUUAAAAUUGCAAAAUUCUGUUGCGAUAUUGGCUGUUUGUUUUUUUGUACCAAUAAAUACAUACAAUCUUU
Messenger RNA from Mya arenaria, 3308 nucleotides. RefSeq lists its product as uncharacterized. NCBI's taxonomy places the organism in Eukaryota, Metazoa, Mollusca, Bivalvia, Myida, Myidae. The transcript has 9 exons. The record is from RefSeq and is a predicted model, not a curated record. Gene Ontology annotation, molecular function: protein binding; ATP hydrolysis activity. The coding region runs from base 13 to 2421 and encodes 802 amino acids.